Molecule: messenger RNA, 3612 nt
Organism: Perognathus longimembris pacificus (Pacific pocket mouse)
Lineage: Eukaryota; Metazoa; Chordata; Mammalia; Rodentia; Heteromyidae
Gene: Spem3
Product: SPEM family member 3
Exons: 4
Coding region: 1-3612 (1203 amino acids)
Biological process (GO): sperm individualization; flagellated sperm motility
Cellular component (GO): cytoplasm
Source: RefSeq, a predicted model, not a curated record
AUGGGUGAGCCAGCCCACCAUGGAGCCCAAGCAUGCUCUGGCACCAACCCCAGGAAGUGUCAGGACUUAGGAGACUCAAUUCUUCUGAUUCUGGGCAGCUUCAUCUUGCUCAACGUGGGGAUCAACGUGGUGACUCUGCUCUGGAGGCAUCUGAAGAACUCCUUACGGAUUAUUUUCCGUCAUUUUUUCCCCAGAGCAGUCAAGAACCUAUGCUCAAGAGUCUCUUCCCGCUUUCAUCGUCACCCCAGCUUCCUGCUCAGGCGCACUAAUCACCUCGAAUCCUGGGAACCAGACAGGAACGAUGAGAAAAUUUCUAGGUGCUGUUGGAUACCACCUCAAUGUGUAUAUGCUGGGGCUCCUACACAGGCUCCCUGGGGACUAUGGAAAGAUGGGAUGAUGGGAACUGGAGAGGCCCUUCGGGUAACAAACUUGAAAGACCAGGCAUCUUCAAACGCCAGGCCAGAGAUUUCUUCCCAAUUCCUGAAGAUGAACAAGUUGGACAUGGUUCCACCUUAUUUACCUCAAGACAGCAAAACUAAAGGCCCAGACUGUGCCCCAAACUCUGCCCCUGCCCAACCUUACUCCUUAACCCACCGCUCUGAGCAAACCACCACCCAGUCUCAGACCCACACUCCAGAGCACACCCCUUCCCAGGUGGAGGGUCUUCCGCACACAGCCCAUCCCCCACCCACCCAUGCCCCAGUCUGUAUCCCAGAACCUACCCCACCCCACUGUGAUGCCCAUGCCCCAGCCCCUAUUCUGACUGAUGCUCCAGCCCCACCUACUCCAACUCAUGCCUCAGUCCAUGCUCCACCUCCCACCCCAGACCAUGCUCAUUGCCAACCCCCCACUGCAACUCCUGCUGCAACUCAAGAACAGACUAAUACCCUAGCCCCUCUUCCAACCCAGGUUCCUGCCCCUACCCCAGCCAAGGCGCCGUCCCCUACCCCAUCCCAGGCCCCAGCCCAAAGUCCUGCCACAGCCCAGGUCCCUGCAUAUGUCCCAAUCUACUCCCAGGGCCAUAACCCAAUCUAUACCCCAGUUCCGACCUGGGCCCACUCCCAAAGUCAUAUCCCAGAGAAGACAUCAACCCAAGUCCCAGUGCAUGGACAGUCUCAUCCCAUUCAUUCCCAUGCUCAUACCCUAGCCCCCGCACCAACCUCUGCCCAGAUCUCUCCCUUAAUCUCUAUCCCAGCCCCAACCCCAGUCUGCACCUCAACCUCUACCCUAAAGCCUUUCCUCACUUUUGCCCUAGCCACUCCUCCUGUCCUAACCUCUACCUCAGCCAGUAGCUCAGCACUGACCAGGGGCAUGACGACCACUCCAGCCCCUACACCUGUCUCUGCCACCCCCCCUAACCCCAACCUAACUCAGAUUCCUUCCACCUUGCCUACUUUUGGCUCUAGCUUCUCCACUGGUCAUGUAGUAUAUGAUGCCCGCAGGGCAAAGCAGAACAUGAUCCAUAAAUGUGAUCCCCAGAAUUCUGGGUAUUCUAGAAAGGACUUGGGUACCAUCUCCAGGCCCCAAGAGAAGCAGGGCCUGGUAAAUUCUGAUACAUCUGAGAAGACAACAAAGCAACAUGGUGGAGAGAGCACUGAGCCUCCUUCAGGAUCUAUACUGGGCUACCUGGAGUUGGGGAACAUGGAGUGGAAGAUCUCAGAAGACGCCAAAGACAAGUCUUGCCAGCUCAAGACCUUCCCUUACUGCAGCUUCCAUCCUUGCAGUUCUGAGAAGAAAGACGCAGAAGCGCAGGCUCCAGUCUACCCCAAGUUCCUGGUUUUCACCCAAGAUGCUGCUUCUUCAAAACCUUGCUUGCAUUCUCCAAGCACUCCCCAGGGCUCCAUGUCCACCAUCCCUCCACCGUGUACACUUUCUCUGCCACUUGUUCCUCCCAGAACCUUUGUCCUUCCUCAAUCCAGCAACCACCAGAAGCCCUCCAACGUAACCCAAACUCCAACCUCCAAGCCAUCUCCAUCUGUCCCUGCUUCCCACUUCCCUAUUCCUCCCCAGUUCUCCACCAAUCCCCAGCCCUUGGUCCAAUCCCAAUGUUCUGAGAGUAAAAGCAUUAUCCAAAAUCAUGGCUUUUCAGAAGACUCCAGAGUUCCCAGAAACCCAGGCCUUACUCAGAAUCAAAACCUCCACAAGAAGCCAGGCCUUGCUCGAGAUCCUUACCUUUGCAAAAAUCCAGUUCCUUCCCAGGACUCUGGGCUUCACACAAAUCCAGAUACUACUCAAGAUUCUUGCCUCCCACAGGGGCUAGGUCUUACUCAGAAUUCUGGUAUCUUUAAUACUCCAUGUCAUACCCAACCCUCUGGUCUCUACAAGAACAUAACAGUUACCCAAACUUCUGGACUUCAAGGGAGUCGGGGCUAUAUGCAAGAUUCUAGGGACUACAGAAAGGCUGGAUUAAAGCAAGACACAGCAAUCUACAAAAGUCAAGAUCUCUCCCCAGCAACUGACCCUAAAAAGCCAGGUCAUUCUCAAGAUUCUGUAGGUUAUAAACAGGCAGGCAAUGUCCAAGACCCAGGAGUCUAUAAGAACAUAGGCCAUAGCCAAGAUUCUAGACCACAAAAGACCUCAGGCCUUACCCAAGACUCUGAAGUCAACAAGAGCUCAGAACUUACCCAAGAAUCUGGUCCCCACAAGAUCCCAGGCUUUAUCAAAAGGUCUUGCUUCCAUCAGGGCUCAAAACCCACCCAAGACUCAGGGGAUUACAAGAAUCCAGUCCUUACUCAAGAUCCGGGAUUCUACGGGAUUCCAGGUCUUACCCAUGAUUCCAAUUGCAACCGGAGUGUGGACUUGAUGCAAGCCACUGAAGUUGAGAAAAGACUGAACUUUGUUCAAGACGGUGGAAUUUAUAGGGACCUACAGCAUAGCCAAAACUCUAACCUCCACAAAUGUUCAGAAAUGAAUAAAUGUCCUAGUCUUCCUAGGGACCCAGCAUGUGUUCAAGAUCCUGGCCUCCCCCAGGCUCUAGGCCUUACUCAGAAAGCAGGUCUCCACAGAGAUUCAUGCCUUGUCCCAGAUCCUGGGCUCCACAAAAACCAAAGCUGCCUUCCAGGUACCAAUUCUGCCCAAGUUUUGAGUGUACAUCAGACUCCAAAGCCAAUACCCUCCUCAAAGAAGCCAUGUGCAUAUGAGAUGCCUCUUCAGAAGGAGGAAGCAGAACAGCAUGUAUCCUGGUCUGUUCCAGACCAUCAAAAUCCUUGCCCUUCCAAGGCCCAGGCCAUCUCCACUAACCUGCAAACCUUUUCUGAGGUACCUGUACUAGUUGAGGUGAAGCCAUCAUCUUGGCGGACAGGCAGCCAAGAUUGGGUAUACCAUCCUAUGGGUACAGUUCCUUCAGCCUACCAGAACUAUCGCCGGACGUCUGUGCCUCCAAAAAACAACUGGAGGCCCCAUUGCCCUGGACCAGGCACCCGAGCAGGGCAUGUGGUCUUUGAUGCCCGCCAAAAACACAUAGCAGUGGGCAGGGAUAAAUGUGAAGCUCUAUCUCCCAGGCGCUUUUACCAAGAGGUACCCAGCAACUCAGGAGAGACUCUCAAGGAGUGGGGAUAUCAGAAUGUGAUGAGGACCUUGCAUAAAGAGGGGGCAAAUGUUCGUCAGAAAUAA